AUGCUUGGGCGAGCGGAGUGCAGCGCUAAGAGGGUAGAUCGCGUCGCUAAUGUGUUGCUGUGUGCGUCUGUUGCGUGUGCGUCUUACAGCGACGAGAUGGAUGCGGCGCUGAUGGUGUUUGUGAACUGCCUGGGGGCGGUCAUCAUGGUAUCCGUGGUAGGCUUCCACUACCUCACGGCCAAGCCCAAGGAUGCCGAGCUGUAAGGCGGAUAAGACGAAGACGAUGCAGUUGCGCCACUCUCGCUGGAAAUUCGCAAGGCACGAGUUCAAUAAGCACGUUACUACGUGCUGGAGGCGUUAAGUUGAUGGAUUGCAGGGCACGCUUUUUCAAGGAGACACGGGAACACUUCACUGCGUGCUCCACAGCUCGGCGUGACUUGAGGCUGCAACAGCUCGUCGACGGCUUUUCAUGUAUUAACGUUGAAAGAUCUUUCUCCUAGAC
Phytophthora sojae is the source of this 442-nucleotide messenger RNA. RefSeq lists its product as hypothetical. The transcript has 2 exons. The record is from RefSeq and is a predicted model, not a curated record. The coding region runs from base 1 to 204 and encodes 67 amino acids. NCBI's taxonomy places the organism in Eukaryota, Oomycota, Peronosporomycetes, Peronosporales, Peronosporaceae.